Aplysia californica (California sea hare) is the source of this 1289-nucleotide messenger RNA. RefSeq names its product suppressor protein STP22 of temperature-sensitive alpha-factor receptor and arginine permease. The transcript is spliced from 3 exons. The record is from RefSeq and is a predicted model, not a curated record. The coding region runs from base 193 to 1269 and encodes 358 amino acids. NCBI's taxonomy places the organism in Eukaryota, Metazoa, Mollusca, Gastropoda, Aplysiida, Aplysiidae.
UCGAAGUGUUUUUCUGCCGACUUUUGGAAAGUGGAUAGGCUUUUCUAGAUAUCUCUAGAUAUAUCUAUCUAAAUGCCUCACUCAGAAACGAUCGAUGAGCAUGGACCAAGUUGAACGAUUAUUAGAAUCUAGAGAAGUGGCGAUGAAUUCACUGAGUGAUUGGCGACCGACAGGCCAAAAGUAGAAACAACAAUGGCCGCCACAAGCACAGACCUGAAAGCUCUCCAAAGAUCUGUCGAGCGCAACUCCACUGUCCUGGAAACCGUCCUCAAGAAAAUUCAGGAUCUGCAUAAUGAGAGCCUAAAGACCAGCUACCGGCUGUCCAGUCUGGAGUCAGUGGUGACCAAUCUGGCAGACAGGACGACCCCACAGCGCGGUACCCCCUCCUCGAACCCCGGUACUCCCUCCCCGACCCCUGGUACCCCCUCCUCGACCCCCGAUACCCGACCCCCGGUACCCCCUCCCCGACCCCCCCCACGCCUUCCCCCCAGACCCCCCAGUAGAGGCGGUAUGUCGGAGAGCGUGGUCAAGAAAGAAAUCCUAGCGGAGAUCCAACGCAUGUCCCAGGACGUGAAGUCUUGUGUGCUCAAGGGGGUCAGCGACUUUCUUGACGCGGAGACUGAAGUGAUGACACAGCUGGCUGACACAAAGCACGAACUGUCCUCUAAAAUAGACAAGCUGGCCGACACAAAGCACGAACUGUCCUCUAAAAUAGACAAGCUGGCCGACACAAAGCACGAACUGUCCUCUAAAAUAGACAAGCUGGCCGACACAAAGCACGAACUGUCCUCUCAAAUAGACACGCUGGCCGACACAAAGCACGAACUGUCCUCUAAAAUAGACAAGCUGGCCGACACAAAGCACGAACUGUCCUCUAAAAUAGACACGCUGGCCGACACAAAGCACGAACUGUCCUCUAAAAUAGUCACGCUGGCCGACACAAAGCACAAACUGUCCUCUAAAAUAGACACGCUGGCAGAAGAAGUGAGUAGGAGUAGGGCCGUGGCAGAGCGCUGUGAGGGGUCCGUGUCGAGGCUGGUCCGCAUCACCGUCUUCUCCUACACCAAACUGCAGCAAGAAGUGGGCAGAGUGAGCGCCUCGCUGGGCCACGCACGGGCCUCGCUGGACCAGCUGUGCCACGCCUCUAAACAACAACAACACACGCUGGGGGAGAUAAGCCAGGAUUUAGGGACGGGGGGUCGCGCCAUGGAACUGUUGAGGUCAGACAGUCGAGGGGUGAUCGACCAGCUGGUCGCUGAAGGACGUUAAAUGAGGAAGGUGGUUCAGGA